AUGCGGGACGGGCAGGAGCACGAGAAAGAAACUUUCAUUGAAUCCGGAGUCGAUAGCAGAAUACUUGCACCCGAUUUCUCGAUGCGGAUCAAAGAGGCCUCGACAGAAGAAGGUAGGUGCCCUGUCCAAUCCUUGCCUGUUGGUUCCUGCGGAUCUCCGGUUACACCAACAUCAAAAGGCCCGUAUUUGAUUGGCGAGUCAGAAGUCGCAGCUGAGCCUGCGCCUUGCUUAUUGGCGAAGCAGGCAAGACCCGUCACCCGUCUCCGUGAGGGAAUGUCUUCAUCAAGACGAAUAUACUCUCGACACCUUCCCAGUCCACCAAGGCCACGUCCAACAGAUCCCGUCCUUGUUCCAAUGUCUCAAGCAAUAACCACCGAAACUCCUCCGCGUCGUCCGAGUUCACAUUCGAAUGUUUCUGCAAGGUCUGCAAGUUCUGCGGGCAGCUUAACGGACAAUGAUACAAUCUUCGAUCUCAACCCCUCGAGAGCGCAGACUCCAACCUCCCCUCUCACCCCAGGGGAGAUAUCCCCGAACCUUUCUAGUUGCCCGCAGUUCGGUAAAACCACCGAGAGUAGGAGUUCUGUUAGGUCUCUGGGAGAGCAACUACUUGACCACGAACCGGCGGAGAAGCGUCUCUACGAGAUUCUAUCAGAGGUCGCGGUUUCAAUAUACGAUACGCCCUCAAAACGGAAGAUCGAUCUAUUGAAGCAACAGCGGUCCCAUGUCCCCAGAAUUCCAGGUAGAUUCGAAUCUCAAGAUACCGACACCGAUAUGGGUGUCGAGUAUUUCUCUUCUGAUCCCGCCACUUCCAAAUCGGCUCAGCAGGUCGAUGAGGCACGCCAAAUUCUUGGAGACUUUGUUGAUGCUCCCACCGUCCUAUCCUUGAUGCAACAGGCGCACCACUUGAGGACAGCAGAUUGGCAAGUUCUUGCAAACAUUUAUAAGGAACAUAAGAAGGCGAGAUACGACGUGCAGCAUUUGAUCCAAGUUCUGCGAAUCAGGACACAAAAGAUUCAAAGCAAUUCAAUACCCCGGAUGGUACCAGAGCCUGCUCAUCGACCAAAAGAUCCAAGAUUCAGAAAAUGGAAGAGCCCGAAACACCCUCGCGAGAUAAACAACAAUAUCUACAAUUGCAUUAAGAGCCAUCACGAGGCUGCCAAAAAGCCUGCCAAAAAGCCAAUCAAACAUUUGACGCCAGGCUGGAUAUACGUAUUCGAGUCGCCCACAGAAGCACCCAACCACGUUAAAAUUGGAAAGACAUUGAAAGAUCCUCAAAAGCGUAAGAUCCAGUGGGAGAUGUGUGGCCUUCCGUUGGUAGAGGUCGACGACAACUACAGGAACGCGUUUGAUCACUACUCAGUCGUUGAAUCGCUCAUUAAGGCCGAGCUACACAAUGAUAGGAGAAAGUAUAAGUGUACCCAUGAACACCAUGCUCCUAAGCAGUGGGUGGAGCAUGAAGAAUGGUACGAAAUUGAUAAACAAACAGCGCUGAAAAGUGUCCAUCGUUGGAGGAAUUGGAUAAUAAGUCUGAGACCAUUUGACGACAGUGGACUAUUGACACCCUACUGGCAUUGGAGGGUACGAAAGCUGCCAAGAUUUAUCGACGAUGUAAAUUGGGAUUGUUGGACCCAACCAAGAUCAUUGGACUAUAUCGACUAUCAGUUGGAAGAAUUCGGGAAAGGGUAUUAUGCCCAUAUCAAGGCACAUCUCUGUCGAAAGGACUUUCACUUCUGUUUGACUGGUGGGAUGAUGGUGUUCAUUUUGCAUACACAGUUUGGAAUGGUUGGUGCAAUAUGGGGAUUUCUGGCACUGCUUAUUUUGUAA
This is a messenger RNA of Hyaloscypha bicolor E, 1824 nucleotides long. RefSeq lists its product as uncharacterized. The transcript is spliced from 3 exons. Bases 1 to 1824 code for a protein of 607 amino acids. The record is from RefSeq and is a predicted model, not a curated record. NCBI's taxonomy places the organism in Eukaryota, Fungi, Ascomycota, Leotiomycetes, Helotiales, Hyaloscyphaceae.